GUUUUUGGUAGCGACCUGACCUGAGCUGAGCGACCAUGCUACCAUGCAGCGACUAGCGCGACUGCAUACAGCGUAUGCUCCUCUCCUCUUUGGCGACAUUGUCGUUCGUUUGGCGUACUCAUUGGUCGUUCAUUAUUUUAUUAAUCGCUGUUAAAAUUGUGGUAAUAUCGCUAGAAUCGAGCAUUUGAUAUACUUAAUAUUUACGCGGGCGGUGUGCGAGAUGGAGGGGAUUGCGGACGGCGACCUGGCGCGCGUGAAACAGGAGCCCGAGUCGGUUCCUGAUCCUGAUCCUGAUCCUGACCGCGUAACUGUUAAGGAGGAACAAGAAUUCGUGGAUGAAGAUGAGUGUGUCAAGGAGGAGUGCACGGACUCGGGCAGCACUGCCGGGUGCGGCGUGAGCGAGGCAGCCAUGCUGGCCGGCCUGUACAACGAGCAUGAGGUGAAGGACGAGCUCGUGCUGGGGCCGGAGCGCCCGCACCGCCCCACAGUCGGCCUGGUACUGAGAGAACCUGGUCGCCUCUCCUCUGCUGCGGAGUCGGGCCGGCGCCGCUCGUGCACGGUCCGGCUGGAGCGCGUGCUCGUGGACGCGGCGCGGCACUGUUGCCGGGUCGGGCGCCGCACGUACAAGCUGCACGCACACGCACACGCACACGCACACACCGCCGAGCCCGCACACAUUGAUUUAGAUCGUCAACAAAUGUCACAAAAGGAUAGGAAACCUUAUAAAUGUAACACUUGUGUAUACAGUAGUAGUAGGAAAGGAGAUUUACGGAAUCAUCAGAUGAUACACACCGAUGAAAAACCGUUCAAGUGUAGGUAUUGCGAGUACAGGUGCCGUUGUAGACGAAACUUACAAAGGCACGAGAUGACACACUCUGAUAAUAAACCAUUUAAAUGUAGCUCCUGCGAUUAUCGGAGCAUUUUAAAAUCUCAUUUACGAAGGCACCUCAUGAUCCAUACUGGUGAAAAGCCCUUCAAGUGUCGGUACUGUGAAUACAGGAGCGGUCAAAGAGGAACCUUACAAAGACACGAGAUGAUACACACCGGUGAUGUGCUGUUUAAAUGUAACGACUGUGAGUACAAGUGUACGCGGAAAUCAGCCUUAGUUAUUCACCUGAUGAUUCACACUGGCGAGAAGCCUUACAAGUGUCGGUACUGUGACUACAGGUGCCGUCGUAGAGACACCUUACGAACUCACGAGAUGAUACACACCGGUGACGCGCUAUUUAAAUGUAACGACUGUGAGUACAAGUGUACACAUAAAUCAGCCUUAGUUAUUCACCUGAUGAUUCACACUGGCGAGAAGCCUUACAAGUGUCGGUACUGUGAACACACGAGCCGUCGUAAACAAAACUUACGAGCUCAUGAAAUGAUACACACUCGUGAUGGACCUUUUAAGAGGCCGUAGUCGAUUUUGGAGCAAAAAUGAAAAAUUGAUAGAUUUAGUCGUUGAAAUUAUACACGUUUUGUUACGUUAUAUCUAAAUAACAAGUAUUGAUUUCUAUUAGCACGUCUUCUCAUCUUGCCUUUAAAUAAUGAGGUCGCGAGCGUGCGUCAUCGGUAAUGCAUGAAGAGAAGGGGCAGUUUUUAAAAAUUCAUCAAAAAAUCACGGUGGUAAAUUAUACAAAUUGAUGUAUAAGUAUAGUUUCAGCAAAUGUUGUAGAUUGUUUAAGUAUCAAAAUUACGUUGAAAUUAUGUCGAUUUUUAUAGAAAUUGUCACUUGUUUUAAAGUAAUUUCUGGAGAAAAUUGAUUUCGUCUAACUUUCAUUUACACUACUUCAAAGUCAUAAUAAUAAAAAUGUAGUCUGAUAAACGUCAAGUACAGGAUAUGUGUAAUACAAAAUUGCCAUGUUUAGCCGUCCAAACAUUACGAAAUUUACAAAUAAGAGCGACAAAAUCAGUGAUUUACGCGCGUUUACCUAAACGUCCAUCAGAAAAGCAAACAUUACUAAUUUAGUGAGUCUGUUUUCAAAAAACUGAUCUGAUAAAAGGUAAGAUAAGAAGACGUGCUAAUAGAAACCAGUACUUGUUAUUUCAACUAGGUAACAAAAGGUGUAAAAUUUCACGGACUAAAUCUAUCAAUUUUACAUUUUUGCGACUAAAAUCAACACCGGCCUCUUAAAUGUAACUACUGCCGUUACAAGUGCAAUCGGAAAAUUACUUGACGGGCUCAUGAGAGGAUACAUACAGGUGACACCUCCUUCAAAUGUAACGACUGUGGUUACAAGUGCAAGAAGAAAGCAAACUUAUUGGCUCACCUUAUGAUUCACACUGGCGAGAAGCCUUUCAAGUGUGGGUACUAUGACUACAGGUCGCGUCUUAGAGGAAACUUGCGGGCUCACGAGAUGAAACACACUGGAAAAAAGCCCUUUGUUUGUAGUAACUGUGACUACAAGAGCAAUAGCAAAGGAAACCUACGAUGUCAUCAAAUGAUACACACUGGGCAGAAGCCUUUUGCCUGUAGUAACUGUGACUACUAGUGCAAAAGAAAAUCAGAACUACGAAGUCAUCAAAUGAUACACACUGGGCAGAAGCCUUUUGCCUGUAGUAACUGUGACUACCAGUGCAAAAGAAAAUCAGAACUACGAAGUCAUCAAAUGAUACACACUGGGCAGAAGCCUUUUGCCUGUAGUAACUGUGACUACCAGUGCAAAACAAAAUCAGAACUACGAAGUCAUCAAAUGAUACACACUGGGCAGAAGCCUUUUGCCUGGUAGUAACUGUGACUACCAGUGCAAAACAAAAUCAGAACUACGAAGUCAUCAAAUGAUACACACUGGGCAGAAGCCUUUUGCCUGGUAGUAACUGUGACUACCAGUGCAAAACAAAAUCAGAACUACGAAGUCAUCAAAUGAUACACACUGGGCAGAAGCCUUUUGCCUGUAGUAACUGUGACUACCAGUGCAAAACAAAAUCAGAACUACUAAGUCAUCAAAUGAUACACACUGGGCAGAAGCCUUUUGCCUCUAGUAACUGUGACUACCAGUGCAAAAGA
This is a messenger RNA of Cydia strobilella, 2995 nucleotides long. Its product is annotated as zinc finger protein OZF-like. Bases 221 to 1408 code for a protein of 395 amino acids. The transcript is spliced from 3 exons. The record is from RefSeq and is a predicted model, not a curated record. Gene Ontology annotation, molecular function: RNA polymerase II transcription regulatory region sequence-specific DNA binding; DNA-binding transcription factor activity, RNA polymerase II-specific. Lineage: Eukaryota; Metazoa; Arthropoda; Insecta; Lepidoptera; Tortricidae. Gene Ontology annotation, biological process: regulation of transcription by RNA polymerase II.